Molecule: messenger RNA, 852 nt
Organism: Paramecium primaurelia
Lineage: Eukaryota; Ciliophora; Oligohymenophorea; Peniculida; Parameciidae
Source: the annotation of a GenBank genome assembly
AUGGGUAAUCUAGAACAUGGUUGUCUUUCUCGAUCUUAGCAAAUAACUAAUAUAAAUAAUAAAGAAAGACCGUCUUAACUAAAACGCUAAUAUGUGUCAGAAAAAAUAAGAAAUUCAUUUCUUUAUCCAAUUCCUUCAAAAGAAAUAUAGAUUUAUGCAAAAAAAUUAGGAAUUUCGAAUUACAAUCCAUAUAGUAAAACAUUAACGAAAUAAAUAAUUGAAGUCUCAAAUCUUAAUUAAACCUUAGAAUUAAGUUUAUGCAGAUUUCUUUUGGUAAGCUAAUCAUUCAAUCUAAAUAAAAUUAAUGAAAUCUUAAAAUAAAAUUAAGAUUUCAGAUAAAGUAUAAGACCAAUAGAAAAUGAAAUCUUAAAAGAAGCAAUAAGAAUAAUAGGAUUGGAUUUUUAAAAUGGAUUAGUAUUGAGUAUUAAAUUAGAAAAAAUCAAUAUUGAAUUUAUUUAGUAAUACCUGUUAUUUUUUUUUGAAUAUCUAUUUUAUGAGAUAGCCAAAAAUAAUAAACUUAGCAACCAUAUUAUGGUGGUUUAUGAUUUACAGUAAGAAGCAGUAAAUUAAAUUUUACUAAACUUUUUGGUAAAUUUGACUUAUAAGCAUUAUUUUCUAAAUAUUAGAAAAGUGAUUCUUAUAAAUUUAAACAUAGAAAAGGUUUCAUCAGAAGUAAUUGGAAUGUUAAAUUCAACCUAAUAUUCAUAUUUAUUAAUACCCUUAGCUGAUACUGCUUAUUUAGCUAGGCAUGUUAGAAAAUCAGAGUUAUCAAAUGAGUAUGGAGGAGUUUAUCAGAAAUUAAGAAAUCCAAUACCAAUUACAAUCAAUGAGGCUACUAAAUUUAAAUUAUGA